GCUUUUUCUCCCAACAUGGAAACAUUCUGCUGUCGUUCUAUUCUGCUUGCAUUCGAGAGACACUCGUUUUGGGAUUAGGAUUUGAUAGAGCGAGAGAGAUGGCUUCGCGAUCCAGCCACUGGAAUCGUCAGCAGCAGAGGUAGAGUGUCUCUUGCACUCGCCCCGCGGUCGAUUUUGCUGUCUGUUGCACGAUGAGCGUAGCUCUGCAAGAUUUGCGGAACAACAUGUCCAGCUACAAGCGUGCAACAUUUGAGGAGGAGGCGGCAGACAACCCAGCUGAUGGGAGCAUGUCUCCGGACAGUGUGGAGGUUGGCUUUCGGAAGGGCGGCAUCCAGCUCCUCGGUCCCCUGGGCAGGAGGACGCAAAUGGAGGUAGUGCUGGCUGGUGUGCUGCUCUGCUCUCUCCUCGCCCUGUUCGGAUGUGCUGUCACGCUGGGCAUGCGCUACAACACAGACCCAGCGCGGAGCCUGUGUCUGACUGAGGCCUGUAUUACGGUGGCCAGUAAGAUCGUAGAGGCCCUGGACCGCAGCGCUGACCCCUGCCAUGACUUCUACCAGUACGCCUGCGGGGGCUGGGUACGCAAGAACCCUCUCCCUGACGGACGCUCUCGUUGGAGCACCUUCAACAGCAUCUGGGACCAGAACCAGGCUCUCCUCAAACACCUGCUGGAGAACGGCACGUUCAACUCCAGCAGCGACGCCGAGAAGAAGACCCAGUUCUACUACCUGUCCUGCCUCAACGAGCAGCACAUCGAGGAGCUGGGAGCCACGCCUCUCAUUGACCUCAUUGCAAAGACAGGGGGCUGGAACAUAACGGGGCCCUGGGAGAAGGACAACUUUAUGGAGGUGCUGAAGACAGUGUCGGGCCCCUACCGUGCCCAGCCCUUCUUCACCAUCGGAGUCAGUGUGGACCCCAAGAACUCCAACAGUAACGUCAUCCAGGUGGACCAAUCGGGGCUCUUCCUCCCCUCGCGGGACUAUUACCUGAACAAGACAGCCAAUGAAAAGGUGUUGAAGGCGUACCUGGAAUACAUGGUGGAGCUGAGCCUGCUGUUGGGUGGGGAUAAGAACUCCACACAAAGCCAGAUGCAGCAGAUCCUGGACUUUGAAACGGCGCUCGCCAACAUUACAGUACCGCAGGACGAACGUCGAGAUGAGGAGAAGAUCUACCACAAGAUCACCAUCGCCGAGCUGCAGCUGCUGGCUCCAGCGGUGGACUGGCUGGACUACCUGUCCUCGGCCCUGUCCCCUCUGGACCUGAACGAUACAGAGCCAGUGGUGCUAUAUGCCAAGGAGUACUUGCAACAGGUGUCUGACCUGAUUAACAAGACCGAGCGCAGCCUGCUCAACAACUACAUGAUCUGGAACCUGGUGCAGAAGGGAGCGUCCAGUCUGGACCGGCGCUUUGAGAACGCCCAGGACAAGCUGCUAGAGAGCCUGUAUGGAACCAAGAAGUCCUGCACACCUCGAUGGCAGACCUGCAUUGGGAACACAGAUGACACGCUCGGCUUUGCCCUGGGUGCACUCUUUGUCAAAGCAACGUUUGAUAAACACAGCAAAGAGAUUGCAGAGGGUAUGAUCAAUGAGAUCCGUACUGCCUUCAAAUAUGCUCUUGAUCACCUCAAGUGGAUGGACAAACAAACGCGUCAGGCAGCCAAGGACAAGGCGGACGCCAUCUACGACAUGAUUGGAUUUCCUGACUUCAUCCUGGACCAAAAAGAACUGGAUGAUGUUUAUGAAGGGUAUGAAGUCUCGGAAGACCACUUCUUCCAGAACGCACUCAACUUCUACAACUUCUCCGCCAGGGUGAUGGCCGAUCAGCUCCGCAAGCCGCCCAACAGAGACCAAUGGAGUAUGACCCCUCCCACAGUCAACGCCUACUACAUGCCCACCAAGAAUGGCAUUGUCUUUCCAGCUGGAAUCCUCCAGGCACCCUUUUAUGCCCAGGAUCACCCCAAAGCACUGAACUUCGGGGGGAUCGGAGUGGUGAUGGGACACGAGCUCACUCAUGCCUUUGAUGACCAGGGCAGGGAAUACGACAAAGACGGGAACCUUCGGCCAUGGUGGCAAAAUUCCUCUGUGGAAGCAUUUAAAAACCGCACGGAAUGCAUGGUGGAGCAGUACAAUGGGUUUACCAUCAAUGGGGAGCAUAUAAAUGGCAAGCAGACACUGGGAGAGAACAUUGCUGACAACGGAGGCCUAAAGGCAGCCUAUAAUGCGUACCAGGCAUGGGUGCAGGAGAACGGUGAGGAGAAGAGGCUGCCAGCGGUCAACCUGACCAAUGACCAACUAUUCUUUGUGGGAUUUGCACAGGUGUGGUGUUCCGUGAGAACCCCGGAGAGCGCCCACGAAGGACUCAUGACGGACCCCCACAGCCCCCCAAAAUACCGCGUCAUCGGCACCCUCUCCAACUCGCCAGACUUUGCUGAGCACUUCCAGUGCCCCACUGGCUCCCCUAUGAACUCAGGUCACCGCUGUGUGGUGUGGUAGGGCCUGUGAGAACCAGUGGGGGGUGCUGUCUGUGGAAGCUACAUGGAGAAACAAGAGGAGGAGAAGAACCUCUAACUAAUCAUCAGAUUUUUUUUUCCUUCUAGUUCUCUUUUGUUUGUACAUGAUACUGGAUCACUAGUGGUUUGUGGGUAGAGCAGGACCAACUCCAGGUGAGCGAGAGGGAGGCACGUGGAGAGAAAUGUUGUCAUCUGCUGAUGUGUGUGUAAUUCCAGUGUUAGGGUAUUUUUCCUCUUUCUCCACCCCACCCUCCACCGGUGAGGCACAAAGGCACAUUUUAUUUAUUGUUUGAUGGACUUGGUAGGGGGCCGGGGAGGAGGAGCCACUAGGGACUGUCUAUCCCCUCACCUUUCUCUAUGCUACUGUGUUGUCGCUGUCCUCGCUGUGUGCCCUGUUUACAAUUUAAACCAGAGCCCUCUAUUGACUUCAGGGCUCUCACUGAAGGCACUAUGACAUCACACGAUAGGUUCAGCUGCCUUUGUGACCUUGCAGGAAGCGCAGAAACGUGGCUGUGACAUCACAGGAUGGGUUCAUCUGCCUCUGUGACCGCACAGGAAGUACAGAAACUUCACAAUGAUUGAACAUUCAAUAUGGCUUCAUCUCAAAUAACAUCCGUAUUCCCUAUAUUACUUACUUGCCUUGAGGCACAUAAGGCAUCCACAAGAGAGCACCACUGCUUCUGGUCUGCAUGUCCUAUAUAGUAUACACAUAGUACAAUGUGGCUCUGGUAAAUAGUAGUGCCCUAUGAGGUGUCAUUUGUUUAGGGUGUCAUUUGAGAUGGAGCCAUUAAGACUCAGCUCUCUUUCUCUGUUGCUUCACAGGAAGUGCACUGGCUUCUGUGGGUCCUCAAAGAUACCACUCAGCACCCUCUGUGACAUCACAAUGAAUCCACAGAAGGUGCUUCACUGUGACCUCAUAGCAGGUGUGGGGGAACUUAAUACAAAAAAAAUUGCCUCCUCUCCGAUGUACAAUGUUCUACUGCGCAAAAUCACUGGACCUGUUGAAAGCAAUAUUGAAGCCUACUGAUAGGCUUUGCCACCAUAUCACUUAUAGCUAUCCCAUUUCUUAAAGAUCGGUGGCGAGUAGUUUGAAUACAUAGGAAAGGGUACAUAGGAAAGCCACUUAACAAUGUUGAUCCAACCAUGAGAAGGGUGACGUUGCCCCUAGACGCUGAUCUUGGUUUAGUUUCCCCACUAAUGGUUAAGAUUGGGGGAGGGAAAGCUAAUCAUAGAUCUGUACUUAGGGGUAACAUCACCCUAAAGCAUCCAACCACAAGAUGGGCAAAUGUCCCUCUGGGACCUACAGACAGUGCUGGACUGGCUGUGACACCGGUUGUAAGGACACUCACCACUUGCUUAUUUGUGUUUUAGUUGUUGCUGCUGCUGUUGUUGUUAUUGGCAUAUUCUGAAGUUGACAAAGUUGAAAUGAGAUUCUCAUUUUUAAAACUGCUUUUUUUGCCAAAAAUC
Salvelinus namaycush (lake trout) is the source of this 3973-nucleotide messenger RNA. RefSeq names its product endothelin converting enzyme 2b (gene ece2b). Gene Ontology annotation, cellular component: plasma membrane. The coding region runs from base 192 to 2489 and encodes 765 amino acids. The transcript has 20 exons. The record is from RefSeq and is a predicted model, not a curated record. Gene Ontology annotation, biological process: protein processing. Lineage: Eukaryota; Metazoa; Chordata; Actinopteri; Salmoniformes; Salmonidae. Gene Ontology annotation, molecular function: metalloendopeptidase activity.